AUGAUCUUCAUUCAUCCGGCGUGUUUCCCUGUCCACAUCAUGGCUUCCGAGCAGCUCUGCGCUGUUGGACCUGCUCGGCGCGCAGUGCGAACGCACGCAGAUCAUAGGAAAGAGCUUCCUGCCAUUGGUUCACCCAGCAGACAGAGCUUCCGCUCAGGCAAGCACCAUCUCUCGCAGGCUGUGUUGGCUGGAUGUGCUGCCUCUGACGGCGGCAGAGCGCAGAGGCGCGUUGGGGUGAGGCUGACAGCCCUCGGAGGAGGAGAUGGGCGAGAGCAGAAGGGGGAUGAGGGGGGAGAAACGAGGGGAGAGCCCCAGGGAGAGGGAUGGGGAGAGGAGGGACAUGGGAGGAAAAAGGGGAGAGGGGUGGGAGAGGGAAGGGGAGAGGAGGAACAGGGGAAGGGAAAUGAGAGAAAGGAGGAAGUCAAAUACAGCAUAUGCAGCAAUGAGUGGCGAUGGCUUGAGAUGUCCGAUCGCCUGCUGCAGCGGUUGGAGGAUUCUGUUGGGCCUGUCAUGGCCUCUCACCAGGACAUGGCUGCAAACUAUGACUCGCACCAUCACAGCUCACACCAUGAGUCCUCACCCGCUAGAGUCGCUCCCGCUAAUGUCACCCGCCCUGCUUCCAACGAGGGGGAGGAGCAGCAGCACGCGGGAAGAAGCAGCAGGAGCAGCAACAGCGGCGUCCACAGCAGUGGCGCUGACAGCGGCUGCGACGCCAGGGAGGCAGAGCUGGGUGAGGAGGGUGUUGGGAGGGGAGAGCAGGCGACAGGGAGUGGAGAGGCGAGUGGGAUUGACGGGGCGAGUGGAGGGUGCAGCAGAGGGGACGGUGGUGUGGAGAGCGGAGAUGGCAGCAUGGACGCAUUGCAGCAGAUGGUGGUUAUGCUGAAGGGAGUCAAGCGGUCGCUGCAGUGGAGCCAUGAGAGCGCCAAGUUCCAUGCCAUCUUCGACAUGUCCAUGGACCCUAUUCUUAUCAACACAGUUGAACACAUACCGCACGACCUCAAUCCUGCUGCCGCCCAGAUCCUCGGGUUCCCCUCCACAUCCGCCGCCCUGGCGAGCCUCGGCAAGGGCUACCUCCUCGAACACUCCCCCGUGCGCCAGCCGUGCGGGCGGGAAAGUUUGGAGCUAUUCAAGGAGCUUCUCGCGGAGAUGAUGGAGCGAAGGGAGUGUGCGCCGUUCGAGUGGGUGCACACCCGAUUGGACGGCUCAGAGUUUCACGUGCUGGCGAAGGUCAAGAUGGUGACGAUCAACGGAGAGCGCUUCUACCUGCUGGUGUGGCACGACAUAACGGAGAUGAAGCGCAAGGAGGAGGAGCUGAAGGCGGCCAAGGAGGCAGCAGAGGCGGGCAACGAGGCGAAGAACCGGUUCCUGGCGAACAUGAGCCAUGAGCUGCGCACCCCCAUGAAUGGCGUCAUCGGUGUCGCCGAGCUGCUCCUCCGCACCCCCCUCACCCCGCAGCAGCGCUCCUACGUCGACGUCAUCUCCUCCUCGGGCACUGCGCUCAUCCAUAUCAUAUCGGAUGUGCUGGAUAUUACCAAGAUUGAGACGCACUCCUUGCUGCUGGACUGCUGCCCGUUUAACCUCCGGGAGACGGUGGCGGAGUGUGUUGAGGCGGUCAAGCCAGCUGCCGAGAACAAGAAGCUUGCGUUGCAGAGCCGGGUGGGAGGGGGCGUGCCGGAGUGGGUGGAGGGGGAUCAGCUGCGGGUGAGGCAGAUCCUCCUCAAUCUGCUCUCCAACGCCAUCAAGUUCACCGACCACGGCCACGUCCUCCUCUCCGCCGCCCCAGCACACAACCCCUUCGACCCUGAGGCUGAAACCACGGCCCCCCUCGACCAUGAAACCACGGCCCCCCUCGACCAUGAAACUACGGCCCCCCUCGACCAUGAAACCACGGCCCCCCUCGACCAUGAAACCACGGACCCUCUCGGCCAUGAAACUACGGACCCCCUCGGCCAUGAAACCACGGACCCCCUCGACCAUGAAACUACGGACCCCCUUGGCCCUCCAGUUGUGCCUGAGAAGCAGCAGGGCGCUCCUUGUGCCGCCCCAGCACACAUCCCCUUCGACCCUGAGGCUGAAACCACGGCCCCCCUCGACCCGCCCCUUGUGCCUGAAAAGGAAGCGGAAGGCGCCUUGGUGCCUGCAGGAAGGAAGCGGCGGCGCGGUGAGACGGAGCAUGCGCGAGCAGAAGCCACAGAGUGCAGGGGCAGUGGUGGUGGGGCUCCUGAGAAACGAGCUUGCCUUUUGGCUGAUCGUGAUGUAGUGGCAGUGGGGGGCGCAGGGGCAGAGGGGGGAGUUGAAGCAGUGGUGGAAGCAGAGGCCAGUGAUUUGGCAGCAGAGGGGAAGGUGGCAGCUGUAGCAGCAGUGCUAAGGGCCGCACGCAUUGCAGAGAGCAAUGAAGUGCGUGCUGGGGUGGAGACAGCAUCCCCGGGGGUGAACACUGGCAGUGAGAGUGGUGAGAGUGUGGAUCCUGAGUUCGUCGCUGUGGCUGCAUCAGCAGCAGCAGAUGCGGCAGCAGACGAUGCAGUGUUCUCGAUCACCUCUCUGCACCCACUCGCCCCUGCACGCCCCCUGCAUGUGGCUCCUCAAACGCCAAUAUCAGCGCCAGCCCCCGCAGACGCUGCAGUAGAUGCUACUACAGCAGAUGGUGCAGCAGAAGAUGAUGUGUUCUCAAUGGCUUCUCCGCACCCAGUCGCCCCUGCUUUCCCACACUCCCUUUCCUUGGAGGGUGGGGAGGAGCGGAGGGCAGUGGUGUGGGUGAGGAUAGACAUCAAGGACACCGGAGAGGGCAUUUCCACUGACGCACUCACACGGCUGUUCACGCCGUUCCGGCAGGUGGACGACUCGUCGUGCCGCAAGCACGGCGGCACGGGCCUGGGUCUCUCCAUCUGUCGCUCGCUCGCGGCGCUCAUGGGGGGCUGCAUCUCCGUCGCCUCCUCCCCCCGCCACGGCUCCACCUUCUCCCUCCACCUGCCCUUCCAGCCCGCCCCCCGCCCUGACGAGAGUGUUCACGGUGUGUCGCCAGUUCAUCCGAGCUACGAUGGGAAGCAGCCGGAACUGGCGCCCAGCCAUGCUGGUCAGCUGCAGCAGCAGCUGCAGCAGCAGCAGCAGCAGCAACAGCAGCAAGAGUCAGAGGAAAAAGGAUGUGGUGUGAAACCAGAUGGUGCUGCUGAGACGGUUAACAGGGAAGCAAAGCACGCGGGCUGCAAACGCUGUAAGGAACGUGGGAGGGAGGCAGCAAUGGUGAAUGGCAGUGGCAGCGGUAGGCCAGUCGAGGUAUUACACGUGGAUGACACAUCGUUAAAUAAGCUGAGGCGUGUGGAUCACAGUGUGGGAAGAGCUGACGGGUGUGUGGAGUCAGCAGGCGGAUCUAGAGCUACAAAGGAAAGAGGGAGUGUGGCAGUUGCGUCUGAGGCGUCUCAAGGCUUAGCUGCAUUCGAGUCUGCUCAAGGUUGCAAGAGAGUAAGAGUAGAGGGCGCUACAGGGGCAGAGGAAGGUCGGGAGAGGCGAGGUGGUGAGCCGAUGGGAGUAAGCAGGGAGGGGAGGGAGAGACAUGGUGAGACGAAGCGGCCCCCCGAAGGAGGUGUGGAACGUGCAUUCCCCAGGUCCCCCUCUAAUGGUGGGGUAUUUCCCAAGUCCCCCUCUAAUAACGGGGCAUUUCCAAAGUCAACCGCCAAGGGUGGCGCAUUUCCCAAGUCCCCGUCUUGCGGCGGGGCGUUUGAGGGGCUGCGGUGUCUGGUGGUGGAGGACAACGCGGUGAACCGCAUGGUGGUGGUGCAGCUGCUGAGGAACCUGCGAGUCUCGUGUGACGUGGCAGAGAACGGCCACAAGGCCGUGGAGGCCUGCCGCUCCACCAACUACCACGUCAUUUUCAUGGACUGCCACAUGCCAGUCAUGGACGGGUUUGAAGCCACCACGCGCAUCCGGGAGCUUCAGUCCAGCGCCCACAUCGCCCCCAUCCCAAGCUCCAAUGCAGCUGAAUCCAUGCCCUUCCAACCAACCCAACUCUCUGAAAAUCACCGCCUAACCGAAGCUCACAAUUCUCUUCGUAGAUUACACGCAGAGCAGGGAGAGGGGCAGCGGAAGGAGCAGCCAGAGGGGCAGCGAUCAGAGCAGCGAGAGGAGGAUGAGAGGACUGAUCAGGGAAGGGUAGCUCAGCAGCGCUCUAGUGUCCCAGAGGAGGAGGAGAGAAGGGCGGGGCACAACAACAGUGUGGUGCAGAGGUCGACAAUAUAUGCUGUCACUGCAAGCACCAUGAAGCACGAGAGGGACAAGUGUGCGCAUGCAGGCAUGGACGGGUUCCUGGCGAAGCCCAUCCGCCUGAGGGACCUUGAACUGGUACUCUCUCAGAUCGUUGCACGGGAUAGGCUAUAG
Molecule: messenger RNA, 4371 nt
Organism: Closterium sp. Naga37s-1
Lineage: Eukaryota; Viridiplantae; Streptophyta; Zygnematophyceae; Desmidiales; Closteriaceae
Source: the annotation of a GenBank genome assembly